AUGGAUCGUCUCACGGAGACGAUGGCGUCGACAGAUCUUUCGUCUGACCACAACGAAACUUCUCUACGCUGUAUCAGAGCUCAGCGCGCUACUGCUAACGAGCUUCUGGCCGACUCUUCCACCCUUGCGCACCGCCAGCACGCAUCGUACACGAACCAAUCACCCGACAUUUGCCAACGCAACGCAAACAUGUUAGAUCUCGCCGUCGAGGUCCUAGAACAUGUUGUCUCUCUUGUCGGCCCUCAAGAAGUCAUUGCUCUUCGUUCGACUUGCAAGAAGCUUGAGGGGGCCGCGACUGACAGCUUCAUCGAUCACUUCGUUAGAUGCCGUCGCCAUGCCAUCACCGUUCGAAGUCUCAAGGCCUUGCUCGAGGUUACCGCUCACCCUUGUUUCGGCAAAUUUGUCGACAAACUCAUUCUCGAUACCACCUUUCCCUUCCGGGAGAUCGGAGAAGAGCUCCUGGUCGUUGUAGACGAGCGCUUGACUUAUGAUGAUUUCUACUCGUUUGUCUACAAAGCACUGUCUGCUCUCAAGGUACACGGCAAGCCCACUAUCCUGGGUCUGACCGAUCGUAAUCCCGCCAGCUUUGGCAUGAAAGAGCUGUUGUCUCGACCUACAGCUCACCACUUCCCGCAAGAAAGGGACGCAGUCUUUUCGAUGCUACGCCAUAUCGCAGAACGUGACGAAGUUAGUCUGAAGAUCGGUGGAUUCGACCUGGAAUUGGUGGGAACUCAGAGACCUCAUCUUAUGGGGUUAGAUGCGCUCGCGUUCGCAAGUGGAGUCGGCCAAUAUGUCGCUAGAGUGUCGACCCUCACUUCGUUCAGCAUGAAGGUUGCAAUGCCACCAGAUUCUAGUGACGUUGGCGUGGUUUGCGAUUUCAAGCGCGAGACUCUGGUGAUGAGCGGAAUCAACAUGUGGCACGGGCCUAGAAGCAUUUUCUUCGGACUGUUCUGCCAGACGUAUUGGCCAUGGGCAUUACGUCUCAAGGACAUGACGCUGGUGGAAUGCCAUAUUGGUGGCUUCUAUGACUCCAUUGUGUUCGACUUUUGCCUUCACAUGUGUUUCGCAACGCUCGAGACAAUCAAGCUUUCGAGUAUCGCCAUCAAGAGUGAGCUGAGAUGGAGCGUCGUACUCCAAUGGCUUGCUAGAGCCCGUCGCCUGAAGAGGUUCGAACUUAGUACGCUCACACGCAACAUCGAUCGGAUCAUCAACUCCGAACCACGCAGAGCUUCAAUCCAGCACAUUGAUGAAUGGUGUGGUUCUGGCGAUGAGAUCUCAGCCGAAUUACUCGACUUGUCCGCUAUUGUCCAGGCAGAUGAAGAUGCAUGGGAGUCUAUCGGUCUUGGAGAGCCGAGAAAAUGGGUAGUGUACACGAAUGGUCGCAACAAGCACCUUGGCAAGGUGCCUGAACCAAUGCUAUUCUCUGCAAAUGCUGAUCCGGACGUCCUUCCUUGA
Molecule: messenger RNA, 1455 nt
Organism: Aureobasidium namibiae CBS 147.97
Lineage: Eukaryota; Fungi; Ascomycota; Dothideomycetes; Dothideales; Saccotheciaceae
Exons: 1
Coding region: 1-1455 (484 amino acids)
Source: RefSeq, a predicted model, not a curated record